Colossoma macropomum (tambaqui) is the source of this 519-nucleotide messenger RNA. Its product is annotated as gamma-crystallin M2-like. The coding region runs from base 67 to 519 and encodes 150 amino acids. Gene Ontology annotation, molecular function: structural constituent of eye lens. The transcript has 2 exons. The record is from RefSeq and is a predicted model, not a curated record. Gene Ontology annotation, biological process: visual perception; lens development in camera-type eye. Lineage: Eukaryota; Metazoa; Chordata; Actinopteri; Characiformes; Serrasalmidae.
GUUAUCUUCUAUGAGGACAGGAACUUCCAAGGCCGCUCCUAUGAGUGCAGCGGCGACUGCUCUGAUAUGUUCUCCUAUCUGAGCCGCUGCCACUCCUGCAGGGUGGAGAGCGGCUGCUGGAUGGUCUACGACCGCCCCAACUACAUGGGCAACCAGUACUUCAUGAGGAGGGGCGAGUACGCUGACUAUAUGAGCAUGUGGGGAUUCAACAACUGCAUCAGGUCCUGCCGCAUGAUCCCCAUGCACAGAGGAUCCUACAGAAUGAGGGUCUACGAGAGGGAGAACUUCAUGGGUCAGAUGAUGGAGAUGACUGAUGACUGUGACUCUUUCAUGGAUCGCCAUCACUGGUCCAAUGGGUGCAUGUCCUGCCAUGUGUUUGAUGGCCACUGGCUCAUGUACGAGCAUCCCCACUACAGGGGAAGGAUGUCGUACUUUGGCCCUGGAGAGUACAGGAGCUUCAGGGACUGGGGCGGCAUGAGGUUCAUGAGCAUGAGGCGCAUCAUGGACUCCUGGUAUUAA